AAGAUGAAAAAAGACCAACUACUAUCAACUACAAGAUACACAGAAGAAGACAGAAGAAUCUACUGAUGAGGUGUGCAUAACUAUUUUGUAAUCGAUUGAUAUGAACAAAAAUACAAGAUUGUUUUUUUUUGUCGCUCCAAAAAACGAAAAAGAAAUGGCGAAUAGAUUUUUUCGAAAAAAAACGGGGGAAAUUGAAUUACAUUUAUCGCGACAUUGUUGCUAGGAGGGGCGCAAUAUAGGGCAGUUUGGUGUACGCUGACGAUCGUAAUUCAAUCUCGAUUGAGCAUCUAUCAUCAGUGCGGGGAGCCGAAAGGGGUGGAAUGAUGAUGAACAUUAAAAAGGGUGGGGACGGCGAUGUAGAUAUAAUAAUAAUUGCAGUAGCGGUUUCUUUUUUGGGAGGGGAAGACGUCGGUGGGUUUGCGGGCGACAAACACAAACUGAUCGUUUGUCGGCCGACGGCGACAUUUGUUUGCGACACGGUCGUCGCCCACCAGUCGGAGAAGAUCAUCAUUGCCAACCGCCUUGUUUUUCCUAGUUGCGACUGUCGUCGUCGUCUCAGUGGGAAAGGCGGAUGAUGAUGACUGCUAAUCUACUCCCGCUCCCCCCUCCUCCUUUUUUCUUAUCAUUUUUAUUUUUUCCUCCUCUCGAGUCAUUAGAACGACACUGUCAUAAGUCAGUCGUCUCUUUCCUCUUCCCUGUGUAGCAACUGGAGGAGAGACUAUCGAUCGACUGGUAAUGUAUGGCCAGAUGGAAUCGUAUCGCUCGCUUGUAAAAUAUGCCAGCAAAAGGGAAAACAUAUUUCUACCCUCUCCCCCCCCCCGUCCUUCUUUUGAUCUAUGCGCAAUUUAUUCCUCGCAUCUUCUUCUUGUAUAUACUGUCGGCCAUCAUAUGAUGACUGCCGCUCCAUUUGACCUGGGCUUGCCUCAUUCGAUUCUCUUCAAACCGUUUGGUUUUUAUUCUUCCCCUCCACAAAAAUGUAAGGAAUAAUUUUUGGAUAAUUUAUUGAAAAGAGAAUACUUGUAUUAAAUGCAUCGUUCAAUCAGUAGGAUUCGUUUUCUUCAAGAGAAAAACUUGGCCAAUUUCGAAGGUGGUGGUUCGUCUGUUUUCAGAAUUUCCCAGUUCAUCAGUCAACGUGGAUUCGUUUAUACCAGUGGGCGAGUAAUUAUUCCCGCAGUAUACAUAUUACAUGUAGGUAAGUCUACAAUAAGUCCGUCUAUUUAUCCAAUUUAGAGCAAAUUUAGAGUUAGCCGAGGCAAUCGUCUACAUUAUGCGCCCAGUAGUUCAUCAAUUUACAAAGAGGGGGACGAAGAAGCUAGGCGCCUGUUUUAUUCGCGGCUCAUGGCAAUGAGUUGCGCUUUACCGCAUUUAACGCUCUUAGAUUGAUUACAGCUAAGAAGACUUUGAAAACAGACAAAAAAUAACGCGGGUGCCGAUGAUGAACGAUGCCCGUAUAUUAUGUCCGUGUACGACGAACAACAAUUGAGGAUAAUAAAACUAACGAAGCCAUCAAUUAUUGCAUUCAAGGCGAAUGAAAAGGGAUUCGCUAUAAAUCUAGGAACACGGUUGACGGAGUGAUAAAAAUAAAAAUACCAAUCCCGCUAUAGUCGCAUCGUGAUUUUCGCAAGUGAACCCCCCGAAACAAAAACAUUUUACACUCAAAAUUUAAUGAAAAAAAAAAUGAAUUUCCGAGUUUAUCUUAUUAUCCCGCUGGAUAUCGUUUAGAGAUACACCGGCGGUGUAUGUACUUGAUCGUCCUGGUGGAUGUGUGUUACAAGGAAGAGGGGGGGGGGGAUUUGCUCUGUUAUUAUAUAAUAGCUUUGAAGAGAGAAAAAAAAAGAAAGAAAGUGAAUAGAAGUAAAGGGGGUCCCAAAACUCAUUUUAUUAAGUGGCGAUUAUAGUCUCAGAGUUGUCGAGUGAAUGCGUGGGGCAAUUGUCGCGCCACGCCGCUUUUGGCUUGUCCCGAUGGAGAGACUCGAUUUGUCAGGCUCUCGCCACCUCUUUCUUAGAUAGUUAUAUAUAUUCUUUCGAUGGCUGUUUGCAAGAUAGAGACAGACCGCCUGGCCUUUUUAUUUCUUAUUCGUUUUUUUCCUGCCCCCUUCUUGGGUUGUAUCCCUUUUUUUCUUCUCUCGUGAUACGACAGAGAGGAGGGUCGCAAUAGUAUCUCAACUACACGCUUCAUUAAUUUGAAGGGUUGUAUGCUGCUAGUAGUAGUGUAGAACAGAGCAGAACUCUAUAGCGGCAGUCAGCAGCAGGAUGGUAUAGUAGUAGUAGGAGACUUGACAGUAGAAAUGGGACGUAUAAAAGGAGCCGCAUCACUUUCCAAUUACCGAGAUUGAGCCAGGAGGGGUUGGUGAUGGGAGUGUACAUGGGGUGGAUUGAUAUACACACACACCAGUACGGUGCAGCAUUUUUUAUAAGUUUUGUUUCUAAAGAAAGAGCUAGAUAGGAAAGAAACGAGUCAAAGAAGCUUUUUGUUUUUCAGAUUUCGCCAUCCAUUUGAUCCUCUGCCAUUCGCAUUCAAAUGAUCCACCAGUGAACGAAUCAUCGCCAUUUGAAAAAGAAGACGACUAAUUGAAUUGAACUUUUUUCCCCUCUUGCAAUAAGCCUCGAGUUAGAUUAUUCCUUUAGAUUUUGAGAUUUGUAUGUCGAGGAGCUCUCUGUUUUCUGUCUCUACAGUAGAACACAAGUUUAUCAGGCCGUCAUCGCUCCUGGAAGUCGUUCAAAAACGAUUCCAUUUUCUCGACUUUGCUGCCAUCAACUUGCUACAGGCUUUGAUAUUGUAAUAAUAACUGGAAGGCCCAUCCGAGAACAAUGACGAUGUUUGAUCUUUCGAAUCGUUUCUGGAACUCUUGCCAAAAUGGACUGAAUUAUCAUAUCGUUUUGGGCUCCGAUUUAUUACGGAUAUUUACUUUGAACGAUAAUAUCGCCGGAUUAACUUGAAUCUCAUCCGGCCGUAUCCGACUUCUCCCUCGAUUCAAUUAGAAAUGAGACAACCGGAGAGAAUGAUUACGUGAGUGUCGAUGGCGAUCUGCCGUUGACUCGAGCUUGAAAGUUACGUGUUUUUGCGUACAGUACAUCCAGUAUCUUUAAGGAUUUCCGUUCACUUGGCGGCAUCAAAGGCAUUGUGUAAGGCAUGGCAGAGAGGAACACAACUGACGUUGAUGGAUCCGGUCAUUAGUUCGUGUUACAACAGCAAUGGGCACGGGUCACACACAGCAGGAGUCAAAGAGGCAAGUUAUAGACGUAUCUAGAGAGAGGGGGGGAGCGGGCGACACUUUUGCUCUUUUUAUUCCAAGAUGUGACGAUAAACCAUCGUCAUUAUUAUCUAAAAACACAAUUGUUGUUGUUGCUGCCGCUCUUGCGGUUUCCGACUGGUGGGGUGGAGGGGGAGUCCGGCAUCAGUCGCUCUAAAGACAUAAUUCGAUUAAUUCUUCUCCUUGGACCCCUCCCCGUGAAUUCUCUCUCUUAUAGGACCCGCCUGACAUUUACGUGCAUAAAUACACAAAUAAGAAUGGGAUUGGGAACGGGAACAAUCUAGCUGCUGGACAUUUAACAGGAAAUUCACCCUGGAUAUCCAUGUGUGUGUUUGUGUGUAAUUGAAUCAAAACAAAGAUUUAACGCACCGGAAACAAAACAAAAAAAUAUAUAGAAGAAGAAGAAGAGUGUGUAAUGGCCCCAUCGCGAUUCUUUUAUAAUACAGUAUAUACAUUUAGGAUCUGUCGAGCCGAAAUUCCGUCAUUGGCUGGAUCCGCCGUCCAAUUGGAAAGGAGCGAUCCUGCGCAGGACGCCCAGCAGCAUCGGACCAAACCACCCAUUUGCCGCCGCAUUUAAUACUCGGGCGACUUCUUUUUCCUGUUAUUAUUGUCCAUCCAGACGACAACCCGGAAGGAUCGUCCAUCGCUCAAGUGGCCUCUAACCGAGUGAAAACAUCUUUCGCAAAGUUUAGACCGACGUCGCUUUUAAAUGGCAGUUUUGCUGUUGAAUAAUAAAGAAAGUCAAGACUGUUUGUCCGUCAACAAGACGGGCUAUCCGGCCGACAGCACGGCCCACGACAAGGAAGAAGAAGAAGAAGAACUGGAAGAUUUGUCCAGUCGUCGGCCGUCGUUCCGGCAGUUGCCGGCGGCCCUGAUUUUCAAGAGUGAUCCGUCUUCGUGCGGGAACCAGGAGCUGCUGCUGGCGGAGGAGAACAACAAGCUCCAGUGUCCGCAAUCUCCACCGGGAUCUCCGUCGGCCGACGCCCAGAAUCGCGAUCUGCAGUCGGGGAAAAUCAAGCCGAGGAGGAGUCGAACCAACUUCACCCUGGAACAGCUGGCCGAGCUGGAACGCCUUUUUGAAGAGACCCACUAUCCGGACGCUUACAUGCGCGAAGAACUUAGUCAACGGCUGGGACUUAGCGAGGCUCGCGUUCAGGUUUGGUUCCAGAAUCGACGAGCUAAAUGCCGGAAGCACGAGAGCCAGGGCCACAGUAAACACGACACAUCCAUCCUGUCGUUCGACCCGAUUGGACGAUCCAUUGGAGCUCAUCGUUCGUUUGGUGAACGAACUUCAGCCUCGAGUGUCUCUCACCACCACCACCACACUCUUUUACAUCACGUGAUGAACGAGAACUCUAUGGGCAUCCACCAUCCACGAUUAUCCGUUGGUAGUAACUGCACUAGCGUGACCCAACAGCCGGUAACGACCACUACGACCGUUACGUCAUCACAUCAUCACCACCAUCUCCAUCACGGAAUGGCCAACACUAAACCGGCGACACCUUACUUGAUGUCCUCUCCAACAACAACGACAGCCGCAACGACUUCCUCUCCGGCGAUUAGCGAACGAAGUCGAGGAUUGGCGAUUCCGCCUUUGCCAUUACAUCCAUUCCCGCGUUUGAUGGAUGCCAGUACUCUUUUGGCGGCACAACAGUACGUGUCGUCGUUGAAUAAUGUCAACGCCAAAUCGAUACCGGAAUGCGGAUCGGUUCCAUCUCUGAGUCCUCCGACUGCGUCUCUUAUUGCUCCACCUGUGACGAUGAUUCCGCCAGAGACUUUGGUCAGUUCGACGCCGACUUCUUCGCUGGCCUCGUUCUUCCUCCAUCCGGCUUCGCUGGCCGCUUCGCUGGCCGGAUAUCCUCCUCCACCUCAUCCGUGGACCAUCAGCUGGAUGAACGCAGCAGCGGCUGCCGCUGCCGCCGCCGGUUACGGUUUUGUUAGUAACUCAGCAGCUUCGGCGACGGUUGCCAUGGACCUGACGACAGUCCCGUCCGUUCAACACCGGGACCCGUACAAUUCCAUCGCCGAUCUCCGUCUCAAAGCCAAACGUCACGCAGAGGAACUCGUCGAUGUCUCCUCAUCCGGCAACAACAACAAUAACGGUGACGACAAUCCAUCUCCAAAUAGUUCUCUUUCGUAAUGUAUUUUUUUAUUAUUAUGAAUUAAAUUUCCAUUAUAUAAAAUGAAUGUGACAGAACACGUUUCAUCCAUCAUUUGUUGAAUCUGUGCUACUCUAAUGUGUUCAAUAGUUUAGUGCAGACAUUAUUCCUUUUUCUCUCAUUAUUCUCUGUAUGUUCCACUGUAUAUCCACAACGAAGAGAAAUACAUUUCAAUGGUGAAUUGUGA
This is a messenger RNA of Daphnia pulex (common water flea), 5600 nucleotides long. Its product is annotated as homeobox protein aristaless-like. Gene Ontology annotation, molecular function: DNA-binding transcription factor activity, RNA polymerase II-specific; sequence-specific double-stranded DNA binding. The record is from RefSeq and is a predicted model, not a curated record. Lineage: Eukaryota; Metazoa; Arthropoda; Branchiopoda; Diplostraca; Daphniidae. The transcript has 3 exons. Gene Ontology annotation, cellular component: nucleus. Bases 3964 to 5394 code for a protein of 476 amino acids. Gene Ontology annotation, biological process: regulation of transcription by RNA polymerase II.